Elgaria multicarinata webbii is the source of this 3422-nucleotide messenger RNA. It is a transcript of the gene SFSWAP, whose product is annotated as splicing factor SWAP. Bases 16 to 3102 code for a protein of 1028 amino acids. Gene Ontology annotation, molecular function: RNA binding. Gene Ontology annotation, biological process: RNA processing; mRNA 5'-splice site recognition. The transcript has 19 exons. The record is from RefSeq and is a predicted model, not a curated record. Lineage: Eukaryota; Metazoa; Chordata; Lepidosauria; Squamata; Anguidae.
CGCAGUCUCUCGGCCAUGUACGGCGGGCGGGCGAGCGCGGCGGAGGCCGGGCCGGCGGCGGCGCCGCGGACGAUACUGGCGGUCGGCGGUGUGGGGACGCUACCCUCGGCGGCCCCGGGUCCGAGCGGCGGCGGAGGAGGCAAGAGCGAAGGUGGCGGCAAGAGCGAAGGUGGCGGCGGCCGCGUGGAGCUGCUGGUCUUCGGCUACGCCUGCAAGCUGUUCCGCGACGACGAGAAGGCGCUGCAGCAGGAGCAAGGCCGCCACCUCAUCCCUUGGAUGGGAGAGUCCUCCAUCAUGAUCGAUAGGUAUGAUGGGCGUGGUCACCUGCACGACCUUUCUGACUAUGAUGCUGCGUAUUCCACGUGGAACAGAGAUUACCAAUUGUCUGAAGAGGAGGCUAGAAUAGAAGCCCUCUGUGAUGAAGAGAGGUAUUUAGCCUUGCGUACAGACUUGCUUGAGGAGGAGGCAAGGCAAGAGGAAGAAUAUAAGAGGCUGAGUGAAGCUUUGGCAGAAGAUGGUACCUAUAAUGCAGUGGGAUUCACAUACAGUAGUGAUUAUUAUGACCCUUCAGAACCCACUGAGGAGGAAGAGCAGCCUUCAAAAGGAAAAGUUGCUACAGCCAAGCCAGAAAAGGUAGAAGAAAAUGAAGAACCUUUUAUUGCCCCUUUGGGACUGACCGUACCUUCUGAUGUGGAGCUGCCGCCGACAGCGAAAAUGCAUGCGAUCAUAGAGCGGACUGCAAAUUUCGUCUGCAAGCAGGGAGCCCAGUUUGAGAUUAUGCUGAAAGCAAAACAGGCACGGAACUCUCAGUUUGACUUCCUGCGAUUUGACCACUACCUCAACCCUUACUACAAAUUUAUUCAGAAAGCUAUGAAGGAGGGGCGAUACGCUGCGCCUUCAGAAAAGAAAAAAGAGGAAGAAAAAAAUGCAGGGAAUUCUGAUGAAGAUGACGACGAUGACGACGGAGAUAACUACCUGCAUCCAAGCCUCUUUGCUUCUAAAAAGUGCAGUAGACUUGAAGAGCUUAUGAAGCCUUUAAAGGUGGUGGAUCCCGACCAUCCGCUGGCAGCUCUCGUUCGCAAGGCGCAGGCUGACAAUAACUUGGCUGCCCCUCAACCAGCUGAGGGAGCAGCUGUUCAAUCAUCACAAAUAGAAUACUCUUCAGAUCCAGCUGUGGCAGCCAUGUAUUACAGUUACUACAUGUUGCCGGAUGGAACGUAUUGCCUCGCCCCUCCGCCCCCCGGAAUUGACAUGGCCACUUACUACAGCGCACUGCCGGCCGGAGUGACUGUGUCUAGCACAACUGGAGUAGCCACAAUCACAGCACCCCCGCCUCCUGGCACCACGCCGCCGCCCUCAUCUUCGGAAACAACUGACGACGGCGGUGGAGUAAUACCUGCCACAAAUACUUCCUCCAGCACAAUUCCUCCUGUGGUUGCCAUCAUACCUCCACCUCCUGACAUCCAGCCUGUAAUUGACAAGCUUGCUGAAUACGUGGCAAGGAAUGGGAUUAAAUUUGAGACCAGCGUUCGUGCCAAGAAUGAUCCAAGGUUUGAGUUCCUGCAGCCUUGGCACCAGUACAAUGCCUACUAUGAAUUUAAGAAACAAUUCUUCCUUCAGAAAGAGGCCAGCGACAGCUCAAAGCAGGUAGCAUCUUUAUCUGAGGAUGUCCCUGCAGAUGAUGCCAGCACGGUAUCCGGAGAAGCUCAGUUUCCCACGGACAACACUUCUGAAGAUGGAGAGUCUCCUAACCAGGGAAACAAUAAAAAUGACUCCGGCAUCAUCAAAAUUGUCAAUGAUGGCAAAAUGAUGAAAGCCUCCUUUGCACCAAUCAGCUUUGCCAUCCGGGCCAAAGAAACAGACAUGCUCCCCUUGGAGAAGAACCGGGUGAAACUUGACGACGACAGUGACGAGGAAGGGGAAGAAGGCAAGGAAGGCCAGGAGAACGCAAGUAGCACCUCAAACAGCAGCGCAGCGUUUGCCGCCUCCAGCAAUGCUCCUGAAGAAAGGAAGCCUCCGCUCACGCAGGAAGAGCUGGAAGCCAAGCAAGCAAAGCAGAAGCUAGAGGACCGGUUGGCGGCUGCAGCAAGGGAGAAGUUAGCUCAAGCUUCCAAGGAGUCGAAAGAGAAGCAGCUCCAGGCGGAACGGAAAAGGAAAGCCGCCCUCUUCUUACAGAACCUGAAGAAUCCUUUGGCAGACUCCGAGGUUGAGAAAAUGGAGGAGAAUGCCUACAACAUAGAGGCGGUCAGUAACAUGCCAUGUGCUCUGCUGACGGGCAUCAGGACGUUGCCAACCUUGGAAGCAAAAAUACCCGAAAGGCCUUCCAGCAAAAGCAGAGAUCUUCCCCGAGAGGAAGAGAAGGAAAAGAAGAAAAAGAAGCACAAGAAAAGAUCCAGGACAAGAUCUCGGUCACCUCCUUCCAAGUACCACUCAUCGUCUAAGUCCAGAUCUCGAUCGCAUUCAAAAGCCAAACACUCGCUUCCCACCGCCUAUAGAACUGUCCGGCAUUCCAGACUCCCAGAAUCCACAGGGACAUUGAACAUGGCGCCAUGGCUGAGCAGCCCAUCAAUGGGAGCAGCAGCAGAGUACGGGAAUUCUCAGGCAGCCUCGACAACGCAAAGAUUUGACUGCCGGAGCUCUUUAGAGGGAAAUCCUGGUAAAACGUCAAGGUCUCGCUCGAGAUCACCAAGGAGAAGGGCACACACACCCGAAAGGCGUAGAGAAGAGAGGAGCGUCCCAACAGCGUAUCGCGUCAGCAAUAGUCCAGGAAUGAGCCGGAGGCACACACGUUCCAGGAGUCCUCAUGAAAAGAAGAAAAGGAGAUCUCACUCACACACCAAGUCCAAAGCGAGGUCUCAUUCCCCCUCUGCCUCACCUGGCAAGCAGUCUGCACACAAGAACGCUGCCCAUUCCAACAGUGUCUCUCCUGUGGAGAGUAGGGGAUCCAGUCAAGAACGUUCCGGGGGCGUUUCUCUGGAAAAGGACGGCCAGAUCUCUUCUGCAAUUGUGUCAUCUGUACAGAGCAAAAUAACUCAGGACCUUAUGGCUAAGGUGAGGGCAAUGCUUGCAGCUUCCAAAAACAUCCCCACCAGCGCAUCCUGAGACCGGAAGGACUCUUUAGAAGGUUGAGUACAGAUGGAAACUUGAUUCAGACGGGUUCCAGCUUCCUUUUGUCCAGCAGCAGAUUUCAUGAAGCUAAAAUCCUUGCUAUGUACAGAAGACGUUGCCCUUGAAACUUGGAUGGAUCUUCCAUGUGGAACUUCCUUUUGAUAAAACAGCCUUUUGGGGUUUUGUAAAUUACGUUUUGGCGGUGUUCUUCAGUAAGAAUUUUAACACGAGCGGUGUUUGUAUAUUUGUAAAUACAACGUUCCUGAAAGUGUCACGCAAAUAAAAAUGCAGAUAAACACUUUUUAUUAGCUAAA